Molecule: messenger RNA, 1546 nt
Organism: Brachypodium distachyon (stiff brome)
Lineage: Eukaryota; Viridiplantae; Streptophyta; Magnoliopsida; Poales; Poaceae
Product: probable mitochondrial adenine nucleotide transporter BTL1
Exons: 6
Coding region: 227-1264 (345 amino acids)
Biological process (GO): transmembrane transport
Source: RefSeq, a predicted model, not a curated record
GACCCAAAUACGACCUCCGUCAAAAAAUACCUAACCCGCUUCCGACCCGACCCAACCCAACAGCCGCCGCCUUCUAGGGCCUGCCGCCGCCACCGUGUCCGGCCUUUCCUCGGCGGCGCCCCCAACGUUGCCCUGCUUUUAACGGCCAUCUCCAUUCCCGCUCCCCCUCACCAUCUGCUCGUCCCUGCCGUCUCAACUUCGUGCCGUCGGCUACACAGGAAAACGAAUGACGAAGGAAGGUGAAAGGGGUACUGUUGCUGAAUAUGAAGAUUUGUGGGCGGAGACAACGAGAAAUAGUAAAAAUCCGUCUUUCAACCUACGGCAGGCAUUUUUCAGGAGUAGAGAGAUUAGAGAAUUUGCCAGCGGGGCGUUAGCUGGUGCUAUGUCCAAAGCUGUUCUUGCUCCCCUUGAGACUAUCAGGACAAGAAUGGUUGUAGGUGUAGGAUCGAGACAUAUAGGUGGUAGUUUCGUGGAGAUCAUGGAACAAAAUGGGUGGCCAGGGCUUUGGGUGGGUAAUACAAUCAACAUGAUUCGCAUUAUUCCAACUCAAGCAAUUGAGCUUGGAACAUUCGAGUAUGUCAAAAGGGGCAUGCGAACAGCACAAGAGAAAUGGAAAGAGGAUGGAUGCCCAAAGAUACAGCUUGGCAAUAUGAAAAUCGAGCUGCCACUCCACUUGUUAUCUCCAGUUGCUAUUGCUGGUGCAGCAGCUGGGAUAGCUGGCACAUUGACGUGCCAUCCUCUUGAAGUUAUUAAGGAUCGCUUGACUGUCGAUCGAGUAGCUUAUCCUAGUAUUAGCAUUGCCUUCAGCAAGAUAUAUCGAACUGAAGGUAUCCGGGGUUUCUAUUCCGGACUCUGUCCGACACUAAUCGGGAUGCUUCCAUACAGCACAUGCUACUAUUUUAUGUAUGACACGAUCAAGACUUCCUACUGCCGCCUACAUAAGAAGAAAUCUUUGAGCCGCCCCGAGCUACUAGUUAUUGGAGCUUUGACAGGUCUGACGGCGAGUACAAUCAGCUUCCCGCUGGAGGUGGCGAGGAAGCGUCUCAUGGUAGGCGCCCUGCAAGGGAAGUGCCCGCCCAACAUGAUGGCCGCACUGUCGGAGGUGAUCCGAGAGGAAGGCCUCUUGGGGAUGUACCGCGGCUGGGGCGCCAGCUGCCUCAAGGUGAUGCCCAAUUCGGGCAUCACCUGGAUGUUCUACGAGGCCUGGAAAGACAUGCUCUUGGCCGACCGAGACGAGCCCCGGCCCCGGGAUGAGUUGCUCUAGGGCUAGGCUGCCUGCCUGGCUUUGCCCUAUAAGAAUAAACAGUUCUUUUGGUGGCUUGUGGGAGUUCUGAUCCUUUUUUUUUUCAGUUUUCGAAAUCCCACGGAUCCACCUGGGCCGGAUGGUUUACAGUCUCACAGAGGUGCCGUUUUCUGAAAACUCGGUCUGGAAGCAUUUGUUUGCUUCCCUAGCUAAUUUGUAACGCCUCUGAUCCGAAUGCCUUUUGUUAACUGAUGAUGGUUACCAUUCACCCGGCUAAAGAGUUGACACGAAACUGUUUCUGCC